CAAAGGCUGAAGAAUUUGCAACAUCUACUUCUGGUAGAUCUUAUGAUGUAUUUAUUAAUCAUCGCGGUCCCGAUGUCAAACAUACACUAGCCACUGCUCUCUAUAAAAUGCUUACCAGUGGCAUGGGACUGAACGUUUUUCUGGAUUCAGAAGAACUUGAAUUAGGGGAUCACUUCCCUACAGAAAUAGAGGCAGCAAUAAAGAGUGCAUCGCUUCAUAUUGCUAUAUUUUCUGAGAAUUAUUCACAAUCACGUUGGUGUUUAGAAGAGCUGUCAUUUAUGUGCAGAACAGGCACUAAAAUUGUUCCUAUUUUCUACCAUGUGAAGCCUGAAGAUGUCCGAUAUGCAAAAGGAGUGUAUGCGGCUGCAUUUGAACGGCACAAAAAGAAGGGAAGAUACACCCUCGAAAAGCUUCAGGAGUGGAAGGAUGCACUCUUCACUGUUUCCAAUAAUAUAGGUCACAUCGUUAAUGACAAGAAAGAUGAGGAGAUGCUGCUGAAGAAUAUUACUUAUUGUGCUCUCAGAGAGCUUAAAAAGUUACCAUUAGUUGUAGCAGAAUAUCCCGUGGGUUUAGAUGAAAUUGUAAAAUAUUUUGAACUGACAACACUUCAAUCUGAUGAAAGUCAUUAUGGCGUGCAAAUGGUGGGAAUAUGGGGCAUGGGUGGUUCUGGAAAGACUACUCUUGCUAAAAAGUUAUAUAAUAACAUAUAUCCAUUCAUGGAGAAGGCAAGUCUUAUAUUAGAUGUUAGAGAUGCUGCUAACAAAAACUUGUUGGGCAAGAAGCAGGAAAAGCUUCUGAAGGAUCUUGGUUUUAAAGGUGUAUCAGUUGAAAAUAUAGAAGAGGGGAAGGCAAUUCUUACAAGCUACUUGAGGUCUUUUCGAGCACUAAUUGUUCUCGAUGAUGUUGAUCAUGUGGACCAGUUGAAUGCUUUAUUGCCUGCCAAAAAUAGCCUAGGAUCUGAAAGUUUAGUUGGAUCUGGUAGUUUGAUUAUCAUCACUACAAGGGAAUUACAAGUCCUUAAAAAAUGGGGCAUCUCCUCCCACUAUAAAAUGAAACCACUCAGUGCUGUCCAUGCCAAGAAACUUUUUUGUUGGCAUGCUUUCAUACAACCAUCUCCAAUGAAUGGUUUUGAAGAGCUUGUUGAAAAGUUUUUACAAGCUUGUAAUGGGUUGCCGCUGUCUCUCAAAGUCCUUGGUGGACAGCUUUACAAAAAGCAAAGCAAAGAUUACUGGAAUAGUCAAUUACAGAAGAUCUCUAGGAUAGUACCUGAAGAUAUCAAGGAGAGGCUUAAAAUCAGUUAUGAUGUACUAGAUAAUGAAGAGAAAGAGGUAUUCUUGGAUUUGGCAUGCUUCUUCAUUGGAGAGGAAAGCAAUUUGGUUAUUGAAUUAUGGAAUGGUUCAGGGUGGAGUGGAUCAUGCAUGUUGGAGAUACUAAGGAAUAAGUGUCUUGUUGAAGUAGAUGAGGAGAAUUUCAUAAGAAUGCAUGACCAUUUAAGAGAUUUGGGUAGGGAAAUUGCAAAUGAACAAUCACCUUACCGUCUCUGGUCUCCCCAACAAAAUAUUAAAAUUUAUGAUAAACAGAAUGGAAUAGGCAUUCGAGGAAUAAAGGCCACCUCUGCGGAAGAGUUUGGUGAUUGUGCCUCGCAAGCGGAACUCAAUGUUAACACUACCAGAGGAAUUUGGAGCCUGGCGCCUUCUAGACUUGGACUGAAAUUUAUUGUGGCUCAUGGUUGUAACUUAAAUCAAGUAAUUAGUGAAGUGUCAGGAGAUUUGGUCUGGCUUCGCUGGUCUGAUAGUGGGCAGACAAAUCUUCAAUCACUACUUCCACUGAAAAAAAUGAGGGUUUUAGAACUGUAUGAACGUGGGAGUCAGACAAGCAUUCAAUUACGUGAGCUUUGGGUGUCUGAGUCGGAAGUAAGCAUUUUUUGGCUGUUUUAAA
This is a messenger RNA of Cryptomeria japonica (Japanese cedar), 1938 nucleotides long. RefSeq names its product disease resistance protein Roq1-like. The transcript has 3 exons. NCBI's taxonomy places the organism in Eukaryota, Viridiplantae, Streptophyta, Pinopsida, Cupressales, Cupressaceae. Gene Ontology annotation, biological process: defense response; signal transduction. Bases 108 to 1937 code for a protein of 609 amino acids. Gene Ontology annotation, molecular function: ADP binding. The record is from RefSeq and is a predicted model, not a curated record.